Rhinocladiella mackenziei CBS 650.93 is the source of this 579-nucleotide messenger RNA. RefSeq lists its product as uncharacterized. The transcript has a single exon. Bases 1 to 579 code for a protein of 192 amino acids. Lineage: Eukaryota; Fungi; Ascomycota; Eurotiomycetes; Chaetothyriales; Herpotrichiellaceae. The record is from RefSeq and is a predicted model, not a curated record.
AUGUCCUCCCUUGAUCCAACUGCGUUCCCACGACCAUCUCAGCAAACAGACUUGAACCAGGCUUUCAACCCUGCCUCAAAGGCCUCUGCUGAGAAAUCCACCUCCCAUGAUGCCUCCUCGACCUCGCCUAAAAUCACCGACUACCGCUCCCCGCACGACGUUCCCUCUCAGCAUAGAGAGGCAGCCAGACCCUCAGCCCUAGGAUCUGGAGAUCGUGGUCCUUUAACCGAGAAAUUGAUUCCCGAAUCUGACGCUCAGAACUAUUCAAAAAGCAAUAGCAAUGUGGAGGGCGAGCAGAUGCGGGCGCCAGGGGAAGGUGAGGUGGCCAACGCUGUGCGGACUGGAGGUGGAGGAGGUUAUGAAGAGCAAGAGAGUCUGACACAGAAUUUUGGGAGAAAAGAGGCAGGACAUGAACGUGAGUUGCAUAGACGAGGGAAAAGAACAGGGAAGGAGAUCGAAGAAGAGGCGAACGAGGACUGGACAGGCAAGAAGGCUGAUAUUGCCAGUGCUUUGGGUAAUGGGAGAGAUGGACGCGACGAUAUUAGCAGACCUAGGAUUGUUCUUGCUGCGGAGGAAUGA